Temnothorax curvispinosus is the source of this 1238-nucleotide messenger RNA. Its product is annotated as cytochrome P450 6k1-like. Bases 54 to 1238 code for a protein of 394 amino acids. The record is from RefSeq and is a predicted model, not a curated record. Gene Ontology annotation, molecular function: iron ion binding; oxidoreductase activity, acting on paired donors, with incorporation or reduction of molecular oxygen; heme binding. Lineage: Eukaryota; Metazoa; Arthropoda; Insecta; Hymenoptera; Formicidae. The transcript has 4 exons.
GGAAUUAAUUAAAUGGAACUGUCAAUAUAGGCGUUCUCUUCCAAGAUGUCUACAUGAAAUAUAAGAAUCAUCGCGCUAUUGGAAUGUACUCACUUUAUAAACCAAACUUACUAAUUGCUGAUCCCGAUCUUAUCCGAGUGGUGUUGACAAAGGAAUUCAGAAGUUUCCAUGACCGCGGAAUGUACUACAAUGAAAAGACUGACCCAUUGUCUGCCCAUUUGUUUUGUAUGCCUGGAAAGAGAUGGCGAAAUAUGCGCGUCAGAAUGACACCUACUUUCACUUCGGGAAAAAUAAAGCAGAUGUUCCCGAUUGUUAAGGAAUGUGGCGAAGAACUUGCAAAGUAUCUGCAGAGCAUAGCACAGAUGAGAGAUUCCGUCGAAAUAAAAGAUAUAUUUGCAAGAUAUUCGACAGAUGUAAUUAUGUCAACGGCUUUUGGUAUAAAAUCUAAUUGCAUUGAGGAGCCAAAUAACGAAUAUCGUAAACAAGAAAAGAAAAUUGUGGAGAUGAACUCGAUUUGGAUUGCAUUGUUCAUAUUCGUACCGAAAAUUAUGGAUUUCUUUUCCGUUCCUUUCACGGACCGACAAGUCACCAGCUUUUACAUGAAUAUGUUUCGAGAGAAUGUGGAAUACAGACAAAUUCAUAAUAUCGUAAGGCACGACUUUAUGAAUCUGCUCAUUCAACUUAUGGAGAGAGGCUACGUUGAUCCUGACGAUGACAAGAAGACCACCGACGUAAAAUCAACUGUAAGCAAACUCACUAUGGAGGAAGCUGUGGCGCAAAGUUAUAUCUUCUUCAUAGCAGGUUUCGAAACUUCCUCGACGACAGCAACAUUCGCUCUGUACGAAUUAGCACAACAUCAUGACAUACAAGAUCAAGUUCGCCAGGAUAUCGAUGAAAUGUUGACAAAACAUGGUGGUGUGACAUAUGGCGCUGUGAACGAAAUGACAUAUCUUCACAAAGUAGUAAAUGAAACUUUGAGGAAAUAUCCGCCUAUUCCAGUGUUGAAUCGCACCUGUACCGAAGAAAUAGACUUACCGACAAUGAACGUUCGCCUGCCAAAGGGGACUUUAAUAACUAUACCGGUGCUUGGGCUGCAUCGAGAUCCGUCGAUAUAUCCGGAUCCAGAUAAAUUUGACCCGGAACGGUUCAACGCGAACGUGGUAGCAGAAAGGCUUCCUUACGCUUAUUUACCAUUCGGGGAAGGCCCACGAAAUUGCAUUGGCAAGAAUAUGAAUUAA